AUGGCUGCUACCAUCACCCCCCUACCCCAGCUCAAGCUUGAUACGGCUGGCAAGGACCCGAUUCCUAAAUGGGUACCGCCACCGGAGACCAAGGAGGACCUCGAAUGGCAGGACUUGCGUGUCCUCGAUCUUGCUCUGCUGGAUGGUACGCCUGAGCAGCAGAAGCAGGUUGAGCAGACCUGCAAAGAUGCCCUUACCGACGAGGGUUUCUUGCUCAUUAUAAACCACGGUGUCGACGACGAGACUAUGCAGCGUGUAUUUGACCUCGCGAACUGGAUCUGCAACGGCGAUGCGAUGACCGAUGAGGACAAGAAGGAGUACGAGUGGGAUCGCGAGAAUGGCGACUGGAUGGGCUAUAAGCCACCCAGAGGCUGGGGCGAGAAAGGUCGUGAGGAUUAUGAUCACAUCGAGGCAUACAACUUCUACGGCGCCUGCUGGGAGAAGAACCGCCUACCACCCAGGAUCAGGCCUUAUGCCGAUGAAAUCCUAGCAUAUGCUGAUGUCAGUCCAAGACCUACUGCGCACAUAGAAGCUUAG
Clonostachys byssicola is the source of this 537-nucleotide messenger RNA. Lineage: Eukaryota; Fungi; Ascomycota; Sordariomycetes; Hypocreales; Bionectriaceae. The record is from the annotation of a GenBank genome assembly.